Molecule: messenger RNA, 1264 nt
Organism: Macrosteles quadrilineatus (aster leafhopper)
Lineage: Eukaryota; Metazoa; Arthropoda; Insecta; Hemiptera; Cicadellidae
Exons: 2
Coding region: 102-920 (272 amino acids)
Cellular component (GO): chitin-based extracellular matrix
Molecular function (GO): structural constituent of chitin-based larval cuticle
Source: RefSeq, a predicted model, not a curated record
UUAUAUCUUAUCACUGAUAUAAAGAGUGAUAAGGCCUGUUAUCAGAUGGUGGAGGGGGGAGGCUAUAUAAGCUAGCCUCUCUCUGUUUCUCCACACACAUCAUGACCGCAACACGACUGGUUUUGGCAGCUUGUUGCCUGGCGGCGGCAUGGGCCCAGUCCCAGCAGCAGUACACCACUCCAAUCCCCAUCUUGAAGCAGAUCAACCGACAGAACGAGGACGGCAGCUACAGCUACGGGUACGAGGGCGCUGACGGGAGCUACAAGAUAGAGACAAAACAUGCGACUGGGGAAGUCUACGGCAAAUACGGGUACGUCGACGACACGGGCAGCCUACGGGAGAUUGAGUACGGAGCGAGCAAGUUGGGCUUCCAACCAGCUGGUACUGGAGUGAACGUGGCCCCUCCGACCCUCCCUGACCCAAACAGUGCCAACUACGUGGGUCCUGAGGGGGAGGACGACGGUCAGUACAGGGAGGACCCUAGCAUCUACUGGAAGGACCCUAAGUACAACCAGGGAGCUCCUAAGUCUGCGAAACCCACCUACUCUCAGACCUCUUACACAAACCCUGCUUACUCGCAGAAUUCUUACUCUCAGCCUGCUUACUCACAACAACAACCUACCUAUACUCGGCAACAACCUACUUACACGCAACAACAACCUACUUACACGCAACAACAACCUACUUACACUCAACAACAACCUACUUACACGCAACAACAACCUACUUACACGCAACAACAACCUACUUACUCUCAACAACCUUCAUACAGCCAGUUCUCCGCCCCGACUCCUCGCCCCAACACUUGGCAGAGGUCCUGGAACCCUCCUGCUGCCCCUGUAGACCAGAACAUCUUCCUAGGGCACCCCGCAUCUAACAUCGACCUCUACACUGGCUCCUACUCUGUCAAUUACAAAUAAGUACCAACGGAUCUUCCAUUGUAUAAAGCUUUACAGUGUAAAUAAACUAGCGUAUUUAUAUUAGUCAUGUACAAACACUAGUUAAGCUAGCUUCUAUAGACUGAGGGGUUCUUACACUUCGUUCAACAAACGUUAUAAUCUUAAAUAACCAAUUAUAGUUCUCAUGAUUUUUAUCAAAAUUUAAAACUUUUAGACAUUCUUUUUUUUAGUAUAGAUUUUCCUUUCUGUAUUUCAUAUGUGUUUCACAACAACAAAUGGUGCUAGUCCUCUGAGGUACUGAUUUUUGUGUGUUUUACAGACCAUCAUUUUUGUUUUGGAAUAAAGAUUUUGUUUUGAUGGUGGUA